UUAAAGACAAAACAAACAAAAAAAAAAACUAAGCAAAUUCUAAAAACGAUUCUUGUCAUCUCAUUAUUAUGAGAUUAUGACUUUAGCAUAUGUGGAUAUGCCAACUGUCAUAGAUGUUCAGGAACGCUUGACUAGUCAUGGGAGUAUAGGACUGUCAAGUGGCAGUCCGGCCUAUACGACACACACUGGCGGGCAUACGGGACGUGGCGGACCAACUGGUGCCCAUGGCGGACAUGGUGGCUCGCAUGGCUCUGCCGCAUCAAUGCAUCAUCAAUCAUUGCAAUCGGACUUUCAACCACCGUAUUUUCCGCCGCCGUUCCAUCACGCAACACAGAGUCCGCCUCAGCAACAGUUACCUGCCUAUUUACAGAAUCAUGGUGCUCUAGAAUAUUUAGGAACCGAUCCAUAUGGUCAACCGCUUUCAUCAUUACAUCAUGCUCCACUACAUCAUUAUAAUCAAUUAGCUGGAUUAAGAUCAACACAGGAUCAACUUGGUAUUCAUAGAUCCCAUCGAGAUGCUGAACUUCAGGGACAUGUGACACAACUUUCACAUGGAUUUCCCUAUACAGAUAGACGCGGUGAUUAUGGAAGUGCAAUAAGCGGUGCUGGUGGUCAUGGUGGAAGGCUGGGGCAUGAACAUGAUCCCUUAGCAUUACAUCAAGCACUCCAAAAUGCUGUGGAUGAUGGACAAAAUGCUGGGAUGGAUGACAAUGUGGCAUUUAUGUCGGAUUUGCCCUUAAUAAAAAGUAUUAAGAGCGGCAAAGAUGUCGGAAACAUUGGAUCAGGUUCACCUAGUGAAGUAUUUUGUGCAGUACCCGGACGUCUUAGCCUUUUAUCAAGUACAUCGAAAUAUAAAGUCACAAUUGCUGAAGUACAAAGACGACUAUCGCCACCUGAGUGUCUCAAUGCCUCAUUGUUAGGAGGUGUUUUACGAAGAGCUAAAAGCAAAAACGGAGGCCGUCUAUUAAGAGAAAAGCUGGAAAAAAUUGGUUUAAAUUUACCAGCUGGUAGAAGAAAGGCUGCCAAUGUAACAUUGCUAACAUCUUUAGUUGAGGGUGAAGCAACACAUUUGGCAAAAGAUUUUCAAUUUGUAUGUGAAACAGAAUUUCCCGCCCGACAAUUAGCUGAAUAUAUUGUGCGACAUCAAACCGAGCCUCAAGAAUCAUAUAGACGAAAGGAGCUUUUGAUGCAUUCACAGCAGAUCACAAAAGAACUAAUGCAAGUACUAAGUCAAGAUCGAACAACACAAUACGGUACAAGAUCACAACAUCUGCUCGAGCCAUCAAUGCAACGUCAUUUAACGCAUUUUUCUUUAAUAACCCAUUCAUUUGGAUCUCCAGCUAUAAUGGCCGUGCUCCAUGCAUUCCAGAACUUCCUAAAUGAAUCUCUUAAUUAUUUAGACAAAUUAUAUCCGCCAAAUGGUGGUGGUAUGGUAUCAUCAUCUUUGGACAAAAGUAAAAUGGAUAGUGACAAAAAAUGAUAAAACGCUCCUUCCUGUGUUACAUCACACUUCUGAUAUAUAGUAAUUUUCAAAUUUAUGAUGUAAAUAAAAACAAAAAAACAAAAAAAAAAACGCCAGGACGUUUGUGUUUUAUUUUUUAGUAAAACGUAAUUAAUAUU
Episyrphus balteatus (marmalade hoverfly) is the source of this 1620-nucleotide messenger RNA. It is a transcript of the gene TfAP-2, whose product is annotated as transcription factor AP-2-epsilon. The record is from RefSeq and is a predicted model, not a curated record. Gene Ontology annotation, molecular function: DNA-binding transcription factor activity, RNA polymerase II-specific; RNA polymerase II transcription regulatory region sequence-specific DNA binding. The transcript is spliced from 8 exons. Gene Ontology annotation, cellular component: nucleus. Bases 77 to 1480 code for a protein of 467 amino acids. Gene Ontology annotation, biological process: anatomical structure development; regulation of transcription by RNA polymerase II; regulation of cell population proliferation. NCBI's taxonomy places the organism in Eukaryota, Metazoa, Arthropoda, Insecta, Diptera, Syrphidae.